AUGUCGCGACCGACUUCGGCACAUGGACAGGUGCCAAGGGCACCUGGCAUCGGGCCAGGUGGGCUGCAAUUCCGUUCCCAUGGCUUUUGGGACCCAAAACUGGAGAAGCAGCGUGGCAUCCUCUUCAAGGGCUUCCUGCCUUUCGUUGCCGUCAUGGCCAUCUUCAUAGUCUGGGGCGUCGUGUCGAUCUACUGGGGCUCGCUUUACGAGACUAACACGCAUCGACUCUCGGCGUACGUGAUCAACGGCGACCCGAACGGGCAGAUCGGGCAGACAAUCUCGUCCGCCAUCCUGAACACGACGCAGCCCUUGUCGCCGAACUACCCGCGCCGCCUGGGCUGGGUCGAGCGCUCCUUGGCCGACUUCCCAACGGCUGCUUCGAUCGAGGAGAGCGUCGCGGUGCAGGAGGACUGCUGGAUUGUCGUGCGCAUCCUCGACAAUGCGACCGCCGCGUUGCAGAGCGCACGCGCGACGGCCGACGCAAGCUGGAACCCCGCAAACGUCGUGCAGGUGUACUACUCGCAGGCGCGCAACUACCAGGCCAACUCGCAGUACACCCUCGGCGCUGUGCAGGAGAUCCUGCAGGGGACAAUCCCCCAGCUCAACGUCGCCCUCCUCGGGGCGUACAUCUCCAGUAGUAGCAACAGCGGUAGCAGCGCGCAGUCAGCGCUGCUCAACGCCGCGUCACGUGCGCCUGCGACGAUCGUGCAGCCCGUCGCAUAUACGACAAACAACCUGCGGCCGUUCAACCAGACUGUCACCAUAGCUACGACGUUUGUCGGCCUGAUCUACGUUCUGAUCCUCGCGUUCAGCACCACCAUGGCCGGCCAUGGCAUGCGCCAGCCGAUCCAGCCAUGGCUCAAGCUCAGCCAUUUAACAGCGAUGCGCCUCCUCGUGCCCCUCUUUGCGUACUUCUGGCUCAGCCUCAGUUUUGCCGCGCUCAACACGCCCUUCAAGGUGGCCUUCACCGGGCUCAAUGGCAAUGCAGCCGCCGGCUUCUUCGCCUUCUGGGCCGCUAUGUUCACCGGCAUGACGGUCUUCGGUUACGUCACCGAGGCCUUCCUCUGCAUCCUCGGACCAAAGUUUAUCGUCUUCGGCUUGAUGUUCUGGAUCAUCUUGAAUGUCUCAAGCGCGAACUACCCGCUAGAGAUGCUCAACGUCUUUUACAGGUACGGUUACGCCAUGCCUUUCUACAAUCUCAAGCAGAUCUUCCUCACGAUCAUUUUCAACACUGGCCGCCACAUCAUGAUUUUGCAAUACUUUGGCGUCCUCUGGGCAUGGCUGGCCGUGGCGCUGCUGACGAUGCCUUUCUGGUUCUGGUACGAGCAACACAACACCAUCCAGGAGCGCAAGGCGCAAAUGGCUGGUGGGCAAGGCUACCCGACGCCAGCAACUAGCACGGGCGUGGUGGGACCGGCCGCCUACCGCAGCGAAAAGGAUCUCGAAGGAAGCAACAACCACCAGGAUGGCGCUGGUAACCGGGGAAUGCCGCCUUCCUUUACCUCCUCACAUACAACUCCACGAUCGACCCGUGAACUCGGGGAAGAGGAGUCACAUAUAAGCAGCCACGGGCGAUGA
Molecule: messenger RNA, 1578 nt
Organism: Tilletiaria anomala UBC 951
Lineage: Eukaryota; Fungi; Basidiomycota; Exobasidiomycetes; Georgefischeriales; Tilletiariaceae
Exons: 5
Coding region: 1-1578 (525 amino acids)
Cellular component (GO): membrane
Source: RefSeq, a predicted model, not a curated record